AUGGUGCCCACAAUGCCAGAACCUCAUGUUCUUAAUCAGAUCAUCAUCUCCCCUUCCGACACCGACUACCUCGAUCAGCUCAUCCCCUCAAUCAGAGACUACAGCGUUGGCAAUCGCACUCCACAGCUGUUACAAUCUCUGUCGCGCUUUGCAGCAGACAAAGAAGCCGAGAUCGAAAGCAUAUGUAACACAAACCACCAAGAAUUCGUCUCCUCCGUCAAUUCCCUCCUCCAAAUCCGAGAAGGUACCGUCAGUCUAACUGCCGAGAUCCUCGACCUCAAUCAAUCCAUUCAAACAAGUACCGAGCGCCUAGCCGAACAGAAGAAAGCCCUAGUCGAAUCCCGCGGCCACCGUCAGAACAUCGACGAGACAUCCCGCGCGAUCCAGGAUUGUCUCGAAGUCUUACGCCUCGCGAACCAAGUCCAUGAUUUGCUAGCCAAGAAGAACCAUUAUGCGGCCUUACGCGCCCUGGAAGAGCUACAGAAUGUUCAUCUCAAGGGUGUUACACAGUACAAAAUUGCGGAAAUGAUCCAACGCUCGGUGCCGGCCACCCAGCGCGCGAUCGCAGAGGCGGUCAUGUCCGAUCUCAAUACCUGGCUCUUUCACAUUCGAGAAAUGUCUCCCUUUCUGGGUGAGCUAGCUCUUUUCCGCACAGAUCAACGCAAAUCGAGGUUAAAGGAGCGCGCGGAACAAACUCCGUACUUGGAACAUUUUAAUCUCAACUCCGCGAUCGAAUUAGUUGCUGAUGAAGACGAGGAGUAUAACCUCCUGCAGAAUGACGAUCUGCAAGUCUCAUUCACCCCGCUUUUUGAGUGCCUACACAUUCACCAGUCUCUGGGGCAGAUGGAUAAGUUCCGAAUCGAGUAUGCUGGCACGCGUCGCCGCCAAAAAGACCUUCUCCUUCCUGCUUCCGUCACUCUUGUUGACGAGGGCGGCGCAAGUCUACACAAUCUGCUGGAAGAAAUGGCCGGCUUUGCAAUUGUAGAGCGAGCUACCAUGAUGAAAGUUCCGGAUCUACGAUCCUCUGUGGAUGUAGAGGAGCUUUGGGACUCGAUGUGCCAGGGUGCCGUUGGCAUUAUCUCAAAGGCCCUCCACGCGGUCGACAAUGCAGAGAGCAUCUUGAAAACUAAGAAUUUGAUAGCCUUGUUCAUGCAAACGAUGAAUACGUGGAACUUUUCGGUCAGGGUGUUUGACGAUUUCCUGCUUAGGCUCUUCGAGAAGUAUGCAGAACUUCUGAAGAGACGAUUUAGCGAUGAUUUCCAAGAGAUCGUGUCUACAGACGAUUACAUGCCGAUGCCAAUACAGACCCUGGAGGAAUACGACAAAGUUCUUAAUGUGAGCUGGUAUGCUCCAGAGGCAUCCCGCGAAGAGCAAGUGUUCCCAUGUAUCUUGCCCUUCUCCAGGAUGUACCCCCUGUGUUGUAUCGAUAUUCGGAACUUCCUGAAUCAGUUUUAUUUCUUCGCCAAUGACGAUUUCUCUCAUCCCAGCGUAAUCGACGAUACAUUGAAAGAUGCCGUCGAUGAUCUUCUCUCGCGGAAGGUCUGCGAUACACUAGUCGAACGCCUCUCCUCCCAAUAUUUGGGCCAAAUCGUCCAGAUUCUAAUCAAUCUGGAACACUUCGAGCUAGCAUGCCACGAGCUGGAACUAUUGCUUGCAGCAGCUCGGUCCCAAAAUUCCACCGGCACCUCAAUUACUCUCCGCGCAACCGAGAAAUUCCGAAGCAACAAGAAAGCCGCCGAGAAACGGAUCUUCGAGGUCGUCAAUUCUAAGAUCGACGACCUUGUCGAAACAGCCGAAUACGAAUGGAUGGCCACGACCCCGCCCAGCGAACCAAGCAAUUACAUGCAAACCCUGACAAGAUUCCUGUCCAACAUCAUGAACUCCACUCUUCUCGGACUGCCGACCGAAAUCAAAGAACUCAUCUACUUCGACGCGCUCAGCCACGCAGCGAACAUGAUUUUGUCUCUACCAAUGGCCCCAGAAGUGAAAACCAUCAAUCCAAACGGCGUCAUCGCACUAGCCAAAGACGUGGAGUAUCUUUCUCAAUUCGUGGAUAGUCUAAAUAACCCGAUCCUGCGCGAAAACCUCGACGAGCUGCAACAAACAGUCCAGCUCAUGCAGGCGGAUAACGCGGAUGAAUUCUACGACAUCUCGACCCGGAAUAAGAAAUACGGUCGUGUCGACGCUAUGCAAGGGCCGGUUCUCUUGGAAAAGCUUACUCGGACCGUGCAAGCGCCGACGAAGGUGGAUAAAUUUGCGAACCUUUCUUCGCGAUUCAAGAAGACUUCGAGUUGA
Molecule: messenger RNA, 2295 nt
Organism: Penicillium manginii
Lineage: Eukaryota; Fungi; Ascomycota; Eurotiomycetes; Eurotiales; Aspergillaceae
Product: Rab GTPase-binding exocyst subunit SEC15
Exons: 9
Coding region: 1-2295 (764 amino acids)
Biological process (GO): Golgi to plasma membrane transport; intracellular protein transport; exocytosis
Cellular component (GO): membrane; exocyst
Source: RefSeq, a predicted model, not a curated record